CCACGCCAGCGGGUGACAUGCCAUCAGGUGACGCCCACUCACUCACUGCACACACACCUGGACACCAGCCAACCUGCCAGCUACUUAAACGCCUGACGAGGGGAGAAGGAGAGCGACGACGACGGAGCACAGCUGCAGCCAUGAGUGACCCGGCCUUGAAAGUGGAAAGCCUGAGCGUCUGUGCCAGUGAGAACAGGAAGAGGCACCACAGCGACGACUAUGACAACCCGGCCCUGAUUGUGAGGCGCGGCCAGGACUUCAAGAUCAAGCUGAGGCUGAACCGGCCGUUGAGGAAGAGCGACCCGCUGGGGGUCCAGAUAGCUGUGGGCGCACAACCCCUGCAGUCCAAGGAGACCCUGGUGCUGAUCCCCCUGCAGCAGACGCAGCUCUCUGGGGCCUGGACAGCCACGCUGGGAGCCCCCCAAGGACUUGAGUAUGAGGUCCUCAUUAAAAGUCCUCCCAAUGCCGCAGUGGGCAAGUACACCCUCACGGUGACAGACAAGGGCAGCUACACGUAUGUGCCACCAGACAAGGACUUCUACCUGCUCUUCAAUCCCUGGUGUAAAGAGGACACGGUUUACCUGGAGGAAGAGGACAAAAGGCAGGAGUACGUGCUCAGUGACACCGGCUACCUGUACUUGGGCUCCUUCAAUCGCAUAGACGGCAUUCCGUGGAACUUUGGCCAGUUUGAAGAAGGUGUACUGGACUGCUGCUUUUAUCUCUUGGACAAGAUUGGCAUGAAGCAGACAACCAGGAAGGAUGCCGCCAAGAUUGCCAGGGCCAUGUCAGCUGCUGUGAACAUUCAGGAUGACGGUGGAGUUCUUAUUGGUAACUGGUCAGGAGAAUACUCUGAUGGCACCCCGCCAUCCUACUGGACGGGCAGCUCGGCCAUCCUGCAGAAGUACUACAAAACCAAGAGGCCCGUGCGUUACGGCCAGUGCUGGGUCUUCUCGGGCGUUCUCACUACAGUGAUGAGGUGUCUGGGAGUCCCAGCCAGGAGCAUCACCAAUUUUGAUUCGGCCCACGACACCGAAGACAACCUCACCAUCGACGUGUUCUUCAACCGUGCGGGUGAAAUGCUCAACGACAUUUCUACCGACUCCAUCUGGAACUUCCACGUGUGGAAUGACGUUUGGAUGAAAAGGCCUGACUUACCAGAGGGUUACAAUGGAUGGCAAGCUAUUGACGCCACUCCACAGGAGCUCAGUGAAGGCUCCUACCAGUGUGGACCUGCCCCUCUGAAGGCCAUCAAGAAUGGAGAUGUCCAUUUAGUCUAUGACACCAAGUUUGUGCUUUCGGAGGUCAACGCAGACCGCAUCUUCUGGAGGGUAGACAACCCCAACAGUCCACAGCAGAAUAUGGUGAAGCUACGUGUGGACACCAUGGCGGUGGGCAAGCGCAUCAGCACUAAAGCUGUGGGCAAGAACCUCCGAGAGGACAUAACCAGUCAGUACAAGCACCCCGAAGGCUCGCCGGAGGAGAGAAGAUCCUUAGAGAAUGCCUUAAAGAUGUGCCUGAAACCUGUGGAGGAGGUCUACAGCAUGGUGAGGCCUCCUAUGAAGGUGGACUUUGAAUCCAAGGAAGUCCAUCUUGGGUCUCCUGUGACUCUGAACAUCACCUUCAGCAACAACACCACCUCCGUCAAGACUGUGACCUUCAGUGCCAGCUACCAGCUGCAGACCUAUGAUGGCAACACCAUGGAGAGCAUUGGCUCCAUGUCAAGUGAGAUAACUGUGCAAGCAGAAAGCAGUGCCGCUGUUCCUGUGGAGAUCCCCGCUGACAGUUACUUCAAAUUCCUCUCUAAAUACAACGACGAGCUCCAAGUGCAGGUCAACGUCCUGGGAGAAACCAAAGAGGGGAAAGAGCCGUUGGCUGACUAUGUCGUCGUGCAUUUCACAUACCCGGCCAUUAAAGUUGAAAUGCCCGACUCGGUCCGCGUUGGCGAGAAGUUCACUUGUACCUUCAUAUUUAAAAACGACACCGGCGUUCCUAUGGAGAACACCAAGCUGCACGUGGAAGGCCUGGGCCUCUUCAAGCUCGAGACUUUUGACGAAGGGAACAUUAAAGCCGGUGGGAUCUUUGCCUCCAGGGUCGUCUGCACGGCCAGUAAACUGGGGGAGCGCAAGAUCAUCGCUAAGAUCACGUCUGACCAGAUCAGCGGCAUCACGGUGGAAAGAUCCAUUACCAUCACAUAAGCUGCAUCAGGCGCUGUUGUUCUGAUUCAUUCAAUGUCUAUAUAGUGCCUUACAUACUCUUAAGGGGGCUCAGGGUGCUUUUAUAUCAAGAUUGUCCAUUGGGGGCUACACUGAUUUGAAGAGGAGAACGUUGGGACUUGGUGGGCUGCUUCUUCUGAAUGUUUUCCUCCCAGCCGUUUGCCGUGUGACGUCAAGGGGGGCUUUGGGGUUUUGGGGUGAGCAAUGCAUUGCAUGUUGACGUGCAGGUGGCCAUUUUAGUGAUGUGCAUUCAGGUCGGCACUGUGAGAAAAUGGGAAUCAUUAAUAAAAUGGAGAGUUUGGCCAAG
Erpetoichthys calabaricus (reedfish) is the source of this 2520-nucleotide messenger RNA. RefSeq names its product protein-glutamine gamma-glutamyltransferase 4-like. Gene Ontology annotation, molecular function: protein-glutamine gamma-glutamyltransferase activity. The coding region runs from base 18 to 2195 and encodes 725 amino acids. Gene Ontology annotation, biological process: peptide cross-linking. The record is from RefSeq and is a predicted model, not a curated record. Lineage: Eukaryota; Metazoa; Chordata; Cladistia; Polypteriformes; Polypteridae. The transcript is spliced from 14 exons.